AUGCGCCCCCCAACAAUCAUAACAACCCUCACCACCCUUCUCACCACCCUGACCGUUCUCACAUCCACUGUAUCCGCCGACUACGUCCCAUUCCCUCACCAACGGCACUCACACCUGCUUGGUCGCGAUGCAUCCACCUACACCGCCCGUCUCAAAGACACAUCCCUUGGCUACGAAAUCCACACCAAACCCGGUGCACCCUCCGGUUCCCGUCUAACCUCGAUCCCUGUCGGCACCUCUUCCCACAGCCUCGCCACAUACUGGACUCGCAACCCCAACAAUGCGGCUGCUAAACAAGCAUUCAUCAUGAUCCACGGUCGAAACCGUAACGGCAACGACUAUUGGACUACCAUGUCCAAGAUCGUCGACGCCGCCGUCUCGGACAACUAUGCCUCUGCCGACCCUAAUGCUAUCAUCGUCGCUCCUCAAUUCUAUUCAGAGAAGUUGAAUAAGGGGCAGUACGAGAAGCAUGAACUGGCCUGGGACGAUGUCAAUGCGUGGCAAGCGGGUGAAGCUGCCAUUCACCCCAAAAGUGCUAAAGAGACGAGUUUUGACGCACUCGAUGCACUGUUUGAUCACUUUUCGAACCAGACAGCCUAUCCGAGUUUGGAAGAGCUGGUGUUUGUAGGACAUGGUGGCGGUGGACAGUUGAUUAAUCGAUAUGGAAUCGUAGCGAAAGAUAUGUCCGCCAAUGCCCUCUCCGUUCGUUUCAUCGCCGGCGAUCCUUCCUCCAGCGCUUACUUCACUGACCAUCGCCCCACCACCAACGCCGAUAUCGCAUCCAAAUCCACCUGCCCACUGUACAACACCUGGAGAUACGGAUUCGACAACUUCACCGGAACCCUCGACGGUCUUAAGACCCCGCAAGCAUAUUUCGCACAAAACGUCGUCCGUGAUGUCCGAUACAUCGUCGGUUACGACGAUACCUCCGAAUCCGGAGAUCAAUACUGCAUGGCUAUCCUCCAAGGCGGUCUUGCACGAAGGGACAGGAACUUAGCUUGGUGGAAGUACAUCAAUCUUUUGGCGAGGACGAAUGAGGAUGUCUCCGGUCUCCCAGGCAACAUCACUGCUCAAGACUUACCCGAUUGGAGCAACCUCAGUGGUGGGAAAUUGGCUCAUACAUUGACGGUGGUCGAGGGAGCGACGCAUAAUGCAGAUGAGGUGUUUGGGAGUAGGCAAGGGAGAACGGUGCUGUUUGAGAAGAGCCAGAAGGAUGUUGCGAGAGGAUGGAGACCGAAAGGUUAUAAUAAGGCUGCUGGUGGGUCGACUACUAAUUCCACUCCGGCAACGGUCGAUUUGAGUUCGACGGCUGAUGGGCAGGGUACUUCUGCAGCUGCAUCAGUGAAGGCAGUGAAGUUGGGAUCGGGAGCGACAAUGGUGGUGGUGAGCGUUGUGCUCGCAGUGAUGCUGUACUAG
Ustilago hordei is the source of this 1416-nucleotide messenger RNA. RefSeq lists its product as uncharacterized. Lineage: Eukaryota; Fungi; Basidiomycota; Ustilaginomycetes; Ustilaginales; Ustilaginaceae. Bases 1 to 1416 code for a protein of 471 amino acids. The transcript has a single exon. The record is from RefSeq and is a predicted model, not a curated record.